Anoplopoma fimbria (sablefish) is the source of this 672-nucleotide messenger RNA. RefSeq names its product IGFBP domain-containing protein. The record is from RefSeq and is a predicted model, not a curated record. Gene Ontology annotation, cellular component: extracellular region. Lineage: Eukaryota; Metazoa; Chordata; Actinopteri; Perciformes; Anoplopomatidae. Gene Ontology annotation, biological process: regulation of signal transduction; regulation of cell growth. The transcript is spliced from 4 exons. The coding region runs from base 1 to 672 and encodes 223 amino acids. Gene Ontology annotation, molecular function: insulin-like growth factor binding.
AUGUGGAUGCUCUUCUUUCUGGGUGCCUUGUUGGGGGUCAUGGGGUCACAGGAAACGGCCUCUGGAGCAGCUCAGCAGCUUCAGGCUCUCCACUGCCCGCCCUGCGAGCAGAUACACUGCUCCUCCCGACGGGCGCUGAAGCUCCAGUGCAAAGGGGGAGUAACGACGGGGGUGUGCGGCUGCUGCCCCGUCUGUGCCAGAGUGGAGGGGGAGACCUGUGGAGGAACAUGGGAGUACCUGGGCAAGUGUGAUGAGGGUCUGGUGUGUGUUUACCAGGACGCUACAACUGAGAAAACAGACGCAGAGAGCAAAGGCGUCUGCAGAGCAGUGAUUGAUUCGCAGGAUCCGGAGAGCUGUCACCCAGAGUGCACCAGGGAAUACUGUCAGGCCAACCCCUCUGAAAUCUGCUCUGCCAGGUCUGUGUCUCUGGAGAAUACAGCGUGCCAGGGCUCCUGCCAACACACCUCCUGUUCAAGCUGUCUGCUGCUGAAACCCCCGCCAUGCCCUCAGACCUGCACCCCCUCCGAUUCCUCCUGUCUACACCGCUUCGGAAAGUGUGUGCACAAUCACCUGACAGCCACUCAUAAUGCUGUUUGCCACAACAACCUGCAGACUCAUCCUGAGGGGCAUUUUCUGUGUUUGGUACCAGCCUGUCCAACCACACCGCAGUAG